AUAUUUGAGCUUUUUUCUCUCUCCACCCGUAACUUUCUCUCUCAAGUCACAUCCUAAAAAUCAAUUGUGUAAAGCUCCGGCAUUCGGGCGUGAGCGGCCGUGCCGGCGCCGGAAGCGUGCCCUUUCACCUCCUCUCCUCUCUUUUUCCUUUGCCUUGCUGUGGUAUCUCUCACUCUCCCCGUUUUGUUGCGGCUCUGUAUCGGGUAGCUUGGUCGGCACCGUCUUUAAUCGCGAGGAGCUCCGGUUCCAACUCAGGCUAGGCUAGAUCUUGGAGUCAAGGCGCGGCGUGCAGUGUGGUUGCUGACGGCAGGGUCGGCUCUUAGGGUCUUGCAGAUGGCUCCUUAAAGCCGCUUGGUGAGUAGACGGAGAUUGGAGGAGGUAAGCAGUUCUCUUUUCAGAUCCGGUGUCCAGUUUCCUUCUGGUUAUACCUUGAUGGUCUGAGGCUGGAAGAUGUCGAUGAAGAUCUGUCGUUUUUACCCUCGGUGUCUUGGGUAAGUCGCGACCUAGCAUCUACAUCAUGAGAGCCCUGGAGGUCCGACUACUCAGGGAGGGGCGUAGCUAAUGGCGUUUUCGUGUGUUAACGACUUUGGUGUUUGGUUUCUUGGAGAUGCUCACCACCGUGUGACGGAGUGGUCGUCUAUGGCUUCCUAGAUGCGGUGUUUGUGCUCUCUCUCUCUCUCUCUCUCUCUCUCUCUCUCUCUCUCUCUCUUUUGUCUCUCCUCUUCCUACAUUUGUUCCGAUCCAGCUUCAAGCUUUGUCGGCAUGUUCCUAGUUGGUUUGCUCUUUUUCUUAUUGUUUCAGUUGGUACUGUUGUCUCCGGCAUCUCAUUCAGGCUCUCAAAGUUAACUACUUGCGGUUCUCGUAAGCGGCGUUUAGGUGGUUUUGCGGAGGCUCCGCGUGGUAUGUGGGUUGCUUCACCCUCGGGACCCUUAACGGGUGUAACAACAUAUCCCAGUGCCGUGACAAUCACUUGGUUGUUCAUGGUAAUGUUGUGGCCAACACUUUUACAGAUCUUGAGCAUUCUCGGUUCAAUUCGCGGUGGUCUAUUCGUGCCCGCUUUUGCUUCUCCGCUCUUGUGUAUAGGGGCUCAUGUGGUCUCUGUGUCUCGAGUGGCUAGCGUGGUAGGAGAUUGUACAGCGGUUCGGUGCGAUAUUCACUGAUACUCCAGAGAUGACAUCGGGAAUCCCGGCAUCCGGGGCAACGAGGAGAACCUCACUUUCAGGUGGUCAUUGUCGAAGGCUGAGAACAGUACUUGGUUCCUAAGGAUUUUAGAAGCAAACCGGUCCUCGGGCAAUCCACGUUCGCUCUCCGACUUGGAAGAUCAGACCAGUUCAUCCUUGGCCGCCUGCUACAUUUUUGGGACUCCAAAAACAUUAAGAAAACAUUAAGAAGCAGUGUGAAUUUAUGGGAAUCACACUACUCCUGGAUCAGAAGAAUUCAAUUAUACAUGGAUUCAUUCCUGCUGCUCGCUCUCCUUAUUACAGUCCGUUUCUGAAAGCAUACAAGAUAAUGGACCACCCUUUCGUUUUCGUGAUCUGGUUUAUCCCCCAAACAACCAUCUAUGAGGUCAUUGACAAUGCUCUUAUCAUUAACAUUGAGAAAUUCAUGCUGCGGAAGUUUGUCCGACUCCAAGCCCUCGCUAACACUAAUCUAGAACUUCCCAAUGUUGUUGGGCAGAUCCAAUCUGUCCAAGGUUCGGAUUUAACAGAUGUUGGAGUGACGAGUCGUGUUGUUGUUCGUUUCGUGAUUGAACCGCCUAAGGUGGUGGUAUAUCUGUCUUUCUUGGAUGAUGCUGCUUCAGUUUUUAGGGGUCUGAUCAACUCAGGUGAUAGGACACAGUCUGUCAUGGUGGUCACUACUGUGAAUCCCAAACUUUUUGGAGGUAACCUAAACCUCAACUCAACGCCAGCAACGGAAUUUUAUUUCGACCCAGCACUUGAAGCCACUGCACAGUUCACAGCCAGCCUGGAUGGCCCAGUUGGGGAAGCUUUCCCGUGCAUCGAUACCAAAGAUGGCAUCAAAAAGAAGGAAGUUGUCUCCAUAGGAGAGCUAAACAAGUUCAUUACCAAUUCUGAUGAACAGACACAGGAAGCUGAUUUCAUUUGCAUGGCUCGGGUUGUGGAAGUUCUGCAACAAAAUGGUCGGUAUUUCGUAUCUUGCACUGGCUGCAGCAAAAUCGAAGCUUGAGAAAAUUGGCAGUUCACUCCGUUGCAGCCGUUGUGCUACUCCCAACGUCACAUGCAUUAUAAACUACCGGGUUGAACUCUGCGUUGAUGAUGGUGUUGAUAAUGCCACUUUUGUUAUCUUCGACAGGGAGAUGGUGAAGCUUACUAAGCAUGAUGCAGCUGGCCUGACUCCCAACGAGAUGAAUGGUGGUGGGGGCGAGGAACUCCCACAAUGCGUUAAAGACAUUGCUGGAAAAGAUUUUUUUUUCCAGAUACGUGUGACACCAUUCAAUUUUAACCCAAGCCACCUUGCGUUCACUGUGUCUGUAAUCACUGACACCAUCGCUGCUGAGACGUUCAAAACCAACGGGGUUGAAUUUGUUGCGGGGAGAGGCAGCGAAACAUCAGCAUCUGCCGGCAAAAAGGUUGAAGACAAUGAACCAAGUCCACCCCCUGCUGGAGGCGCAAAGCGUGAACAUAAGCACCCCCGUGAGUAAAGUCAAAAAGCGGCCACAACAUCAAUCCAAACUCUUCUUUCGUUUCCACUUCGCAGUUUCUCUUUAGAACUUUGCAUUUUUUUCCUGUUUUAAGUGUUGGUUUUUAGAAGUACACUAUUGGUUUUCAAUAUUUACCUAAUAGGGUUGACGUAUUAUUAUUUGGCAUGGUUGAUAACUUAUUUUACA
Molecule: messenger RNA, 2848 nt
Organism: Raphanus sativus (radish)
Lineage: Eukaryota; Viridiplantae; Streptophyta; Magnoliopsida; Brassicales; Brassicaceae
Exons: 11
Coding region: 1405-2187 (260 amino acids)
Source: RefSeq, a predicted model, not a curated record